This is a messenger RNA of Cryptomeria japonica (Japanese cedar), 543 nucleotides long. RefSeq lists its product as uncharacterized. Lineage: Eukaryota; Viridiplantae; Streptophyta; Pinopsida; Cupressales; Cupressaceae. The transcript has a single exon. The coding region runs from base 1 to 543 and encodes 180 amino acids. The record is from RefSeq and is a predicted model, not a curated record. Gene Ontology annotation, molecular function: nucleic acid binding.
AUGUACAAAUUAGCAUUGAAAGGUGUCCUUGGUAAUAAUAAGAAGGAUUGGGAUUCAGAAUUGGUUUUGGCACUAUGGGAUGACAGAGUGAUAGUUAAGAAAUUCACAAAAUUUGCCCCAUACGAGUUGGUAUAUGGUAAAGAAGCGCGAUUACCCUUAAGCAAUUUUCUCCUAGUUUACAAAUUUUUUAUAGAGGAAGUUUCAGAAGAAGUAAAAUUUAUGGAAGAUAGGUUGAUGGCAUUAGCUGAGUUAGACGAAUGUAGAAGGGAAGCUUGGGAAAGAAACAUACAAAGACAGCAAACGGUAAAGGCUCUACAUGAUAGGAAGGCAUGUCAAAGGUCUUUUAAAGAAUGGGAAUACGUGUUAAAAUGGAAUGCCAAAGAUCAAGAUAAAUGGAAGCAUGGAAAGUUCGAUGCACUUUCGCUAGGACCUUUCAUCAUUUCAGAAAAAAGUGGAGAAAACUCCUAUUACUUGCAGGAUACUGAUGGUCAAGUGCAAGAGUUCUCGGUUCAUGCUCAAUAUCUUAAGAAUUUUUUCUAUUAA